ACACUCUCUCUCUCUCUCUCAUAAGCUAGCUGCCGCUCGCGCUUUCCCACCGCACCUUUCUCCGGCUCCAACCCGCGGCAAACUUUUCCGCCAUAAAAAGUGCCUCGGCGCCCGGCACGGCUGCGCUCACUAGCUAGCUCCACACUCCCCUGCUGCACUCACUGCCCGCCCAAGCCAGUGAGCCAGUGCAACGCGAGCAGAGGGGAUGAGCAUCAACUCCUGGUUCUACAAGCUGCGGCGCAAGAGGGGCGGGGCCAUCGCGGGUGGCGACUGGGCCACGGGGUUCGCCGACAAGCCGCCGGUGGCGCCGGCGCCGAGCCCCUGCUCCCCGAACAGGGCGUCCUACUACGUCCCGAGCCGGGACCGCGCCCUCCCGCAGCGCCCGCGCCCGCGCCCCGCCAGGGAGGACGACAACACCAAGCUCCGGGACACCCAAUUCCCGCGCAGCCCGCAGCCGAGCGACAUCGUCUUCGACGUCGUCGCGCGCCGGGACGACCGCUUCAAGCCCAUGCCGGAGCUCAAGCUGCGGCCCAUCCUCACCAAGCCGCCUGCCAGGGCCGACGCCGGCGCGGCCUCGGACAGCAGCAGCGCGGCCGCGUCGCCCACUGCCAGGGUGCGCCUACGGUUCCACGCGAGGCCGCUGCUGCCGACGGCGGACGAGGACGAGGCCUGCAGGCAAAAGAGUCGUCGUCGGCGGCGGCGGCGGCGGCGGCCGCGCGCUUCCAGGCUCCGGUCGUGGAUGUACGAGAGCCUGGUGGUGGUGAAGGAGUCGGCCGACCCCGAGGAGGACUUCCUGGAGAGCAUGGCGGAGAUGAUCGCGGCGAACGGCGUGCGGUCGCCGCGGGGGCUGGAGGAGCUGCUCGCGUGCUACAUCGCGCUCAACGCGCCCGACCACCACCGCGCCAUCGUCGCCGCGUUCCGGCGCGCGUGGGUGCACCUCCACUGCGUGCCGCCGCCGGCGAGGGGACGCUGCUGCAUGCACGAAUCACGAUUGGAUUAGCUACCUAGUUUACUUCACCGAUCGCUACGCGCAAACGCAAAGAUUGCGGCGUGCGUGCCUGCCGUGUAUAGCGUGGAUGAUCCGGGGCGCGCGCUAGCUCGCGCCUUCAUGUGAAAAAUUGUGGUGUGCUAGGGUGGAGUUGGUUAUGAUCAGGGUUCUUGCACAGAUCAGAACACCGGCUGCUGAUUUGUUUUUACUGCGUGGAAACAUCACUCUUGUUUGGUUGUUGAUGUUGCUGCUGAAAAGCUGAA
Molecule: messenger RNA, 1251 nt
Organism: Panicum virgatum (switchgrass)
Lineage: Eukaryota; Viridiplantae; Streptophyta; Magnoliopsida; Poales; Poaceae
Product: transcription repressor OFP1-like
Exons: 1
Coding region: 206-1000 (264 amino acids)
Biological process (GO): negative regulation of DNA-templated transcription
Source: RefSeq, a predicted model, not a curated record